AUGGAUACACCAGCUCCGUCUCACGAUAAGGUAGCUCCUCGUCCUUACAAAUGUCCUUAUCCUCUAUGCGGUCGUGCUUUUAGUAGACUAGAACACCAGACCCGUCACAUUCGCACUCACACUGGCGAAAAACCUUUUGUCUGCACUUUCCCUUCUUGCGAGAAACGUUUCUCUCGCUCAGACGAACUCACUCGUCAUUCCCGAAUUCACAAUAACGAUAACUCUUUGAAUGGCGCUUCAAAUGCCAAAGGUAAAGCAAAGGCAAAGGGUGAUAUCUUAGAUGACACCGCUGGUCCAGGUAUCAACCUACACUCCUUGCCUCGCUCAGACCCCCAAGCAACUUCCAUCAGAGUAAAGAAGAAGGCUAGAAGUAGAGCCAAUAGUGACGACGAGGCCGAAUCUUACGCUCGUCCCACCUCACUAUCAUCUUAUGAACCUUCUCACUCACGACGUUCACAAACUCACAUCCCCAUUGCGUCAAACCCUUCAGCCUUUUCCACCUUAUCAAGUCUAGCAAUGGAUGAACUUUACGCUCUCGAACGAGAAGAGGCACUCCGAAGAGCAGAAUACGAAGCUCGUCACGCAGAGGCACUUCGCCGCGCAGAGUACGAAGCCCGCAACGCCGAGGCUAUAUACUUCCGCGGUCGUCCUUCAAAAAGCGCUUCCACAUCUCCAGUAUCAACUCCCUUUCACUCUACAAUAUCUCUCAAAGGUCCCGAUGGCUAUUUCGGAGUAUCAAGCACUCGUGAUUAUGAAGACGACCCUUCAUCUGACAAAUUCAUCAGAGCAAAGAGAAGAAUAAGUGGCCCUGCUUGGCAAAUGACUCCUAUGUCACAAGACACCCGCUCCGUUCCCGCCUUCUCUUCAGAACAACCAAAGCCCCGUACCCUGACUUCAGCUCCACUUCAUCCCCCAGCUUAUCGUCAUCUCGUAACUCACGAAGAUUCUCCGUCCCCUUUGAGCUCAGAUUCUGACUCCAUCCCUGCACACAACCCCGCACAACAUCCACAACAGCCCUAUACUCGCCCAUCAUAUCCUCCUUCAUCCGAGUAUUCGGUAAUUAAAGCCACGGAGUUCACCUUCACCCCUUCAACAAGUCCAUUCCUCGGACCGCUUCGUACCUUGAACCUUCAUUCCACAAAUCCAUCCAGGGCCCCAUCUCCCAUCUCCCUCCCAGCUUCCAUAAACAGCGCCCAUAACGACAUACCCAUCAGCCCUAUCGAUGAACCCCACACAGCACGCCGCUCAAGGCGUAACAGCAUCGUGAACAGCCCCCCAAACCGCGGUGCCUUUUUCCCGGCAUCCCGAAAGAAAGACCCCAUACCCCACGUACGUACAUACCCCGGUCAGCUCUCUCAAGCAGCACACAACCUCCCCACACCUCAGCUUUCAAGCGGGCCGAGUAGUAGCGGUAGUAGCCCCGGGAGUUCAACAUACCCGCUGGGCGGGGGCGUUUAUGCUUCCAAACCUGUGUUUGAGAGCGGAGUUACGUUGAGUCCGUCGAAUUCGCGGCCAAAUUCACCGCCACAUGCGCAUGCCGCGGGGCCGCAUCAUCACUUGGCAUAUAGCGUGCGCAUGGCGUUUGGGAUGACGCCUAUCAACCCUGGCCAUCCGCCUCGGAACACGAGCUGGCCUAAUCCGCAUUUGAAGACUAAUCCGAAUGUGUUCUCGUCGGUUUCGGUACCGGCUUCAAGGAGUAAUUCACCGCCUAUUACGCUUCCGCCUCUGAACUUGAGCGCUGGUGCUGCAAGUGGGGGUGCUGGUGCGGGGGAGAUGGUGUCUCCGAUGGAUGAGGAUGAAAGUAGUAGUGAUGAUGAGGGGACUUAUAUGGGUGGGAAGGGCACUGGUGUUGGUGUUGGGGGGAGAAAAGUUGAGUUACCUGGGUUCAAGGAGUUUGAGGCUGCUACGCGGUCUGGUCGGUGA
Messenger RNA from Suillus paluster, 1923 nucleotides. RefSeq lists its product as uncharacterized. Gene Ontology annotation, molecular function: RNA polymerase II cis-regulatory region sequence-specific DNA binding. NCBI's taxonomy places the organism in Eukaryota, Fungi, Basidiomycota, Agaricomycetes, Boletales, Suillaceae. Gene Ontology annotation, cellular component: cytoplasm; nucleus. The record is from RefSeq and is a predicted model, not a curated record. Bases 1 to 1923 code for a protein of 640 amino acids. The transcript is spliced from 3 exons.